GUGAUCUGACGUCGCCAUUUUGCGUUCGUUGAAGGAUGGUGUGUGUGCGUGCUGUCUACGUGGAAAUGCUGCUCAUGUCGGAUUGUUAGAGGAGUUGAAAUUUAUCACAAUAUCUUGUCUUUUUAUUGCCCGAGCUGUUUAGAGUAUAAGAGCUCUAUCAGACUUUGGCAUUUAUCCCUAAACUUUCAGCCUAUACCCCUUGUCAGCCCGACCCCUCUCACACCUUAUUUGUGGGGUCUGGACAAGGAAAAACGCAGGAAAUCGAUUGCUAUGACGGACACAAAACACAACUUUCAUCGCAAGAACGUCGAGGCUCUUUAAAAUAAGCCUAGAGUUAAGAAAAAUCUGAAGGACGAGUUUAAACUCGAAAGAAGGUAUGACGUAGACAGACAUUUCCAAUUAAGAUGGAUGAAGGCAGUGAGCCACUAGAAGGUGAAUUACAGUACUUGUCUCAGGAUAUCAGCGAUGAUGCAAUGCCAGACUCUCAGGCAAACAAUAAGUUGAUUUCUGAGAUUGAACAGGGUGAUGAAGAAGCUGAAGAAGAUCUGAACUUUGAAAAUGCACAAGGGCCAGAACAAGGCAGCAGACAUAAAUCCCGCCAUGAACAUUCCUCAAGGCACAAAGGUCACAAACGACGAUCUCACAGAUAUUCGAGAAGGCAUCAUGAAGAUGCCAUGGAAGACCUGAUAGAGGAGGAUGACGAAUCUGAAUUUCCAGGUUGUGCAGGGACAAAGAUGACACAUUCAAUUGAAGAAAAUGACAUGGAAGAUGGAGAAAUACUGGAGGACGGAGAAAUUGCUACUGAUGAAGACGAUGAUGCCAAUGCAAAAUUUUCUGUGCCAGAAAAUGAUGCUGCAUCUGCUGGAGACUCUGAAGAUCAUGGUAAUGAAAGUGAAAGUGAAGAAAACAAAACAAAGGAAAAAAGCAAGCGGGAUCGACGAAAAAAACCUAAGAAGGAAAAGCGACAUAAAGAUGGAAAGCAAAAGAAGAAGUCACGUCGACAUGCUGCCUAUGUUGAUCACGACCGCUUGGAUUAUGAGUCAGGUGGUAGAUGGUCUGGUUAUCAGGGUGGUCUGGCAGAAGAAGAUGAAAACUAUGACACUCAUUACCAAGGCUCCUCCCAUUAUGCCAGAAAGCGGCAUGCCCCUCGUGAUUCUUACUAUUAUGUAGGUUCUAGUCCACCGGGGUUGUAUGACAGUCCAUCGGAGGAGUCUGAUGAUGAGGUUCCAAGUGUACAGCAGAGCAUGACAAGCAUGGUUUCUGAUGAAUACAUCGAUGCUAAUGUAGCUGCAAAUGAAAAAGAGCCUGCCAAAGUAAAAGGGAAUGCAAAACCAAGAGAAAAAAGAAAAACGAGAUUAGGAAAACGAAAGGGAGACAUCAUGCGCCACAUUGAGCAACAACCCAAGAAGAAGCCACUUUUGGAAAUUCCAAUGGCAGAGCGGCCUAUUUGCAAAUUUUUUAAGGAAGGAAAAUGUGCCAAGGGAUCAUCAUGCCCUUUCAACCAUGACUUUAAGCCAAAACGGUUAGAGGUGUGCAAGUUUUACACUACACAAAAUGGAUGCCAGAAAGGAGAGAACUGCAUUUACAUGCAUGGUGAUUACCCAUGCAAGUAUUACCACACUGGAGCAACUUGCUACUCCGGUGACAAUUGUCGCUUCUCCCAUGAUCCACUGACAGAAGACACAAGACGCAUUGUUGAAGAGAUGAGACAUCAUAAAGACUUUGAAAUGGAACCUCCAGAGAGGCAUAUUAAAAAACCAAGUUUGCUGGGUUCACCACCUCGGCACAUAAAGGAAGCAGCAGAAAGAGCAAAAGAAGUCAAGAAAAUUCCCUCUCUGUUUGAUAUUGAAGUUUUUCCACCUGGCAAAGAACCACCUAUACCUACUGGGUUCUACAGUGAAAGGUCUCCUCGAGGUGAGAAAUCGCCACCACCAGAAAGAAAAUCCAACUUAAAUUCAGAGUCAAACCAGUGCCCAGUAGGUAUGAAUUCACCACCUCAUCCAGGGCAGAUGCCGAUGUCUUCCCAAGGCUUCUCUCCUAACCAAGGGCCCAUCAGUAGCUUAGGUAGUCACCAACCGGGACCUAGCUUGCUUGGAAGCCCUGCACAGGGCACAGGCAUGGUUUUGCCUAUGCGCAACAACACACAGCAGGGACCCAUGAUGAUGGCUGGACCAAAUGGACCAUCUGGUGCUCGGCCAAUGAUGGGGCAGCAGCGGCCAAUGUUUGGGAUGCAGCAAGGUAUGAACCCAGCCAUGCACCAGGGAAUGAACCCAGCCAUGCACCAAGGUAUGAAUCCAGGGAUGCAGCGACUGCAGAAUCCAGGUAUGCAAAAUAUGAAUCCUGGAAUGCAGCAAGGCCCACGUCCUGGAAUGCAACAAGGCCUUAUGCAGGUGAUGAAUUCAAACUUGCAGCAAGGCUUAAAUCAGGUCAUGAAACCUGGAAUGCAGCAAGGAAUAAUCCAAAACAUGCCACAAAAUAUGAACCUUAACAUGCAGAGUAUGAACCAACCCAUAAAUACAAACAUGCAGCAAGGGAUGAACCCUGGCAUGCAGCAGGGAAUGAACCCUGGCAUGCAGCAGGGAAUAAAUCAGAGCUUAAACUCAAAUAUGCAGCAAGGGAUUAAUCCUAACAUGCCCCAAAACAUGAACUCCAAUAUGCAGCAGGGAAUAAACAUGCCAAGUAUAAGAGGAAUGAACCCUGGCUUGCAACAAGGAAUGAAUGCCAACAUGCAGCAUGGCAUGCCCCAAGGGAUCGGGACUGGAAUGUUGAAUCCAAGAAUACCAGGAGGCCCUAGGUUGCCUUUCAACCUGGGAGGAGGCCAGCAGACUGCAUCCUCUAUGCCACCGGUCCUGAAUAUGAUCAGCGCACUUCUGCGUGGUGCAUCGGGUAAUGGGCCUUUCAGCCAGAACAGCCAUCAGCAGCAGCUUCAGCAGGCUGGGGUAGGAGUUUCACAGGAUACAGACAUGCGCAGGGGAGCUGGGGGACAAGAUGUGCACAAAAUGGAGUCGCCUUCCCAUGGAAACAGCCAGGAUAGUGCCACUGUUGAGGAUUCUGUGAGUGGUGAACAUGAGGAUGGAGUGUGUAAAACUAAGCAAGACAGCGAUGUGGUGCCUGAGUCAUCCUGCCAGCCUGAGCAAAAGGUUUCUGGUCAGAUAACUCCACUAGAAUCACAACUGGAGGAAGAAAUAGCAGAAAAUCAGCUCUCUGAUGACAAGGAAGAAAAAGAGGAAGGCCGGGUGACAUUUGCACCUGAUGAAUCAUCACAACAAUCACCAGGAGAAUCAGACAGCUCAUCAGAAGAUCAGUUUUUAUCAAAAUCCAUUGGAGACAAGGAAAAUGAAUCUGCUAUCCCCAUGCAUCUGCCACCCAUGCAGCGACAGUUAUUUAUGCGCAUUCGACAGCAGCAACUCCAUCAGCUGCAGCAGCCGGAUGUAGAAGAGUUAUCAGAGGGAACCACAAAAAAGAAUACCUUAUCAAGUCAUGAAGAAAAACAUGCUGAAACAAUGGAUGAUGAUGAUGAUGACAACUGGUACUCCAGUGAUGAGGAAGACCAGGAUAAACCAAAGGCAAAACUUACUGAUAUUCUGAAAACUAUAACUCAGACAUCUGGAUCAAGUACAGUUACCACUGAAAGCCACUCAAAUUCAGGACCUGAUUCUACUUUAGGGACUUCUACAUUUUCAUCAACAGCAUCGACAUUUAAUGUGAUGCAGAUGAUCCAGUCAAUUCGUAAUCAGGCACAGACUGACAAAUCAGUUUCUUUGCCCACAUCUCAGAGUUCUUCUGCUGCAGGUUCAGCAGUGACACCAUCCAACACUGCAGUCUCUGGUGCUCCAUCACAAAGAGAUCCUCGCCAGCGACAAACAGACCCCAGGUUGAAGCGUUCUGCUGGACAAGAAGCACAGGUGAUGCCAUCAUCUGGACAGCUACCACUGCUUCCUCCUCUGCAUGUAGAUCCCCCUGUCACAAAUGCUGUUCCACAUUCUCCAAUGACGUACCAGAUCAGUUUGCUGAUUUUGCCUGGUUCUAAAGUGUAUGCCUCUCUGCCCUCAACAAUUGAUCCCUCGGAUCCUUUGCAGAAGGCAGAUCCACGUGUUCAGCGCUUUUUGAAGCUGCAAGAGGAAAAAGCAGUGGAAAUUAAAAAGCCUCAGGACCCAAGACUUCGGCGCUCCAACAGCUUGGCAGAAGGGGGCAGCAGUCCUUCCUCGCGUCCUCAGGAUCCUCGAUCCAGACGGAAAGAUCCUCGCAUGCAGGGCAUGAUGCAGGAUCCUCGUCCCCAGCCUGUUGGUCCUCAGACUGUCUCAGGCCCUGAUCUUCACUUGCAGAAUGUACCUCCACAAGAACCGUGGCUGCAGAACAACAUGGGUGCCAAUAUGAUGCAUCAUCACAUGGGCCCAAUAGGUAUGAUGCAGCAGCAAAAUAAUAUGGGGCCUGGCCCGGAAUUUCAGAAUGGCAUGAUGCCUGGACCUCGUAUGAUGCAAAAUGAUCCCCGCAAUAGUAUGAUGGGUAUGCCAGGAGGGCUUACGAACAUGCAGCAAGGUCCCAUGGGAAUGCAGCAAGGCCCCAUGGGAAUGCAACAGCGGCCCAUGGGAAUGCAGCAAGGGCCCAUGGGAAUGCAGCAGGGACCAAUGGGAAUGCAACAGCGCCCAAUGGGAAUGCAGCAAGGCUUAAUCAACAUGCAGCAGGGUCCACUGAAUAUGCAGCAAGGACCUAUGGGGUUUGGUCAGGAUACAAGACAGGGCAAUUUAGGUAUGCAACAGGGGCCAUUAGGCAUGCAGCAGGGGCCUUUGGCAAUGCAGCAUGAUUCUCGUCAAAACUCUGUGGGAAUGCUGCAAGGUCCUAUGGGUGGACUGCAAGGCAACAUGGGUGUGCAACAUGGGUCUGUGGGAAUACAGCAGGGACCAAUUGGGCCCAUGGGCGGACUUCAGGGCAACAUGGGGCAGGAACCCCAUCAUGUCUCAGUAGCUAUAUCACAAGAUCCAAGACAGAACCCAGCCAGCAACUCGCUAGAUUCUCCAUCUCGAGCUGGAGAUCCACGCUUGAAAAGGGGACCACAGGGAGAUCCACGACAGGUCAAGCAGCCUUUGUUACCUGUGCCAGGUUCUGGGUUGGAUCCACGUAUGGCACGCCUAGGGGUGGGAGGCCAGAGGCAAGGUUUGAGCUCCUCUCCUCGUGCAGAUGAUUCUGGCAGCUCUCCAAGUCAUCCUACAGAUCAAGCUUAUCCAAGAAACAGCUUCGUUCACUCCAGGAAAAGUUCCUCCCCUUCUCCUCAGUCUUCUUCAGAGGACAGUGACAUUCACAAGGCAGUAGUUACUUUGAAAAGUGACAGCACAACUCUGUUAGAAAGUGGUCAGCACUCAGUAACUUCUGGACAAAUGGACCUGAUGCCUAAAUCAGAAGCAGAAGGUGGUGUGAGUGAUGAAAGUUCAAACAGUGAAGAUGGCACCACUGGCAAAAAUAAGAAGACAUUUGACCACAGAAAUGACCCGCGAUUUAAGCGCAAACCUGCAGCUGAAAAAUGUGUGACUAGUGAGCGAACAAAAAAGUUUAUUGGCCAGCGUAAGAGUAGCAUGGAAUACAGUUCUCCUCUUGGAGGUGGAGAUGAUGGAAAUACUAACACUGAAUCUGGCUACAAUAGUUACAACAGACCUCCACAGGGCCCAGGGAGGCCAAAUCUUCGUGAUCGAACUAAUACAUCUGCUGUUGCCCCUGAUGUGUCUCGCUUAGAACCAUCUGUUACAAGUUCACAGCAACAUCCAUCCACAGAUGCUGUUGCUUCACCAGAACUGCUUCCACCAGAGCCUGAGCCUCUGGAGCUCAAAGAUCUUUUUAGAACCAUUGAUCCCACAGCUUCACCUUUUUGCUGAUUCCUUUUGUAUUGUAUUUUUCAUCUACGCUUUUCUUUGUUCAUGCAUGCUACUGUGAUGAUCAUAGGCUUACAUAAUAAUGUAAACCUGUUUAAAAAGGCCAACAUAGAUAUCAAGAUCAAUAGAAUACAUGUCUGUACAAGAAAAAUGUGUUGCUGUGUGCAGUUUAGUGCUGACAAAGAGGUGUGUGUAGGUGCGUGUGUGUAGGUGCGUGUGUGUAGGUGCAUGCAUUUGUUAAAAACAUGAAUGUUACAGUGCAGCGGUUGGUUGCAAGUGAAUUUAUAUAUAGUGAUGAUUCUAGAAGGUAUAAAAUUGGUGAUUGCUGUUAAAUUUGCAACAUGGCACCACAUCAUCACUAGUUUCAUUUCUGAAAGCAUUGUGGCAAGAUCACACAUUUACUCCCAAAUGCAGGCAACUGAGUUUUAGGCUGAACCACUUGUAGUGUAUGCGGCAAAUGAUGAAUUGUUAACCAUAUUGUUGAGUGAUCAGUGAAGUAUGCCAGUAAGGACAUUGUAAGUAUUUGCAAUAUUUAUCAGCAAGGAUCAAAUAUGGAAAGAAAAUAGUUCUUUCUCCACAGUUUAUAGUGAGAAUUUUGAAUAGCAUACACAUGUUUUACAUUAUGGAUAAAAUAUUUAAGUUAUUCUUUGUCACAAUAACAAUGAACUGUUAAAAGCCAAAUGGUUCAAUUAUCCUCCUGUUCUGAAAACGGGCUGAUAUACUAACACUGUGAAGUACUAGUCGCCCUUGUGCGCUUACUAAAAUACCUCAUAAUUUUGCUUUUGAUGAUUUGAGAUUACAAACUGGUCUGUGGUAUCUUGUUUGGAGAGACACAAACUGCUUGUGAAUUGCCUACUUAACCUGGUACGGAUAGAUUUGAUACUGUUUUGCUGCAUAAAGGUUGUCAUUUUAAAGUCUGUGUGAUUAUUUAACUCACAUUUUUUUUCAUUUAGUCUGACAUGUCAGUUAGUAGCAGUAUUAUCACCAAUUGUGGUGAUUGCUGACUUUUAAUCUAUAAGAAAUAUAAUAAUUAAAUAUGAAA
Messenger RNA from Pomacea canaliculata, 6906 nucleotides. RefSeq lists its product as uncharacterized. Gene Ontology annotation, cellular component: nucleus. Gene Ontology annotation, molecular function: metal ion binding; RNA binding. Lineage: Eukaryota; Metazoa; Mollusca; Gastropoda; Architaenioglossa; Ampullariidae. Gene Ontology annotation, biological process: negative regulation of DNA-templated transcription. The coding region runs from base 405 to 5867 and encodes 1820 amino acids. The transcript has 15 exons. The record is from RefSeq and is a predicted model, not a curated record.